AUGCGAUGCUGGGCAGCGUUCUGCCUUGCUGCUGUAACUUACAGCGCGCGAUGGUGUUGCCAUUCGGCUGCAGCCGGCCGCGGCUCGAACUCCGCCUUCCUGUGCGGAGCCGCGGCACAGACCCGGAGGCAAAUUCUAUUGCGCAAUUCAUCGCAAGACUAUGACAUCAUGGCGGAUCCUCUGGAUUCCAGGCCUCAGAUUGAGUACGAGACAGUCAAAUACCCGCCGUACCCAUACUACGAUGCGCCCAGAAACCUCUUCUUUGACGCAUCCGGGAUAAAGGAUGCCAGUGCAGAGGGCGAUGCCGAUGACAUAUCUGUGGCGUCGGAGACGCAGAAGUCCUACAUGAAAAAUGCAGAAAUUAGGAGCGCAGAAUUUGACCGCAUGGUUGGCAAAGACUACCGUGACUACAUUUACGUCGCUGGGACACAGCACCCGGGGGAGCAAAUGAAGACAGAUAUCGCAGAAUACGAUGCCGUCAGACCGGGAAUUGCACCUUGGCCUAGCUAUGAGCAGCUCAAAGAAGACGGAUUGGCAGUAAACACGUCGUUAUUCAAUGGCUUCGACACAAGCAACAGGCUGGAAAGGCAUCUUGUCGGCAAGCCCAUGUUGAGGAAUGACAUCACCACACUGGGAGAGGCUCGCACGGAGCAAAGACGGUGGUUACAGCGGAGUUACGCAGAUGAGUGGCCACUUACCUACGAGGAGUUCGCGGCGAUGCCUCUGGACAUGCGCGAGGCAUACUACGCCAACAGAUACCAGCUCUGUGAUGGUGACGAAAAGUUCGCAAUGGUACUCAAUUACCGAAGGGCGCUCGGUCGUGCCGGCGACAAGAUGCACCCUUCAGAGUUUCCGUACAUGGAGGACAGCUAUACUUACACGCCCAAGGACAGUCCUGUCGCAGGAGAUCUCAUGAACUGGGAUGAUCCGCUUGAUGCGCCAUGGAGGCUACGCGUGGAGGAGUGUAUACGGGACUGCGUCACAUACAGCUGGCCACCGGAAAGGAUAAGAUUCCACACAUGUUUCGAAGUGUACGACGUUACGUGGUUGGCGGGAGUUGUGAAGGUAGUUAUCGAGCAGACCAGGGAUGAGGGUGAAUUCAUCAGCCCCAACGAACUCAAGCUGAUGCUCUUGAAGCUAGAGAAACGACUUCAGCAACUGGACGAAGAAGAACACACGCAAUCUAUCGCCACCCACUCGAUCAUGCUGAUUGCACGCCCCGACCCGAAGCGCAUGGCCCCAGAGGAACUCAAAAAGCUUAUAUGCCGCAGGGACUGGAACUCACAUAUAGGGCAAGAGGUCAUUGUGACGUUUACAAACAAGGAAGCCAGCCAAAUUAGAGGAAUUAUGCGUGGCUCUCGCAGCGUCCUGGCACUGGAGCUCGAUAUUGAGUGGCAGCGACAGACGCUGCCACUCAACUUCAUACGUGAAAUAGCACUGGCGUAA
Babesia ovata is the source of this 1446-nucleotide messenger RNA. RefSeq lists its product as uncharacterized. The record is from RefSeq and is a predicted model, not a curated record. NCBI's taxonomy places the organism in Eukaryota, Apicomplexa, Aconoidasida, Piroplasmida, Babesiidae. The transcript is spliced from 6 exons. Bases 1 to 1446 code for a protein of 481 amino acids.